GAUUAUGCUUCAUUCAAGCCUUAGUAAGCACUUGUGUAUGAUAUGUAUGUCCUCUUAUUUGGAUAGUGUUCAAAUCGAUUCUCAAGGGAGAAGUUUUAUCGACUUUAAGGACGCGUCUGCAGUCAAAGAAUUAUGCUUAUGUCUGUUGAAAAAAGACUUUAAUUUAGAGGUUGAUUUUCCCUUAGACACACUAUGUCCUGCUAUUCCUAAUCGACUCAAUUAUAUUUUAUGGCUUCAAGACUUACUUGAAGAUACUCAUCCUAAAGAUCAGCCUGUGAAAGGCAUUGACAUUGGUGUUGGUGCUUCAUGCAUUUAUCCUCUUUUAGGUUGCGCAACCCAUUCCCAAUGGAGUUUUCUGGGUACUGAGAUUAAUGCCAGGUCACUGUCCUAUGCCACUAAAAAUGUUGAGAAAAACUGUUUACAAGACAGAAUUCAACUUGAACACAACAGAGACCCAAAUAAGAUAUUCUUGCUUGAAAAAGACAUAUCAUAUGCAUUUUGUAUGUGUAACCCUCCUUUUUACAGCAGCCAAGAAGAGAUCGAACGAGGCCUAGCCAACAAAGAACUUGAGCCUUCUGCUGUAUGUACAGGCAACCAGGACGAAAUGAUCACAGAAGGUGGUGAGUAUGGAUUUGUGAAGCGUAUGAUUCUCGAAAGCCUUGAACUCAAGACAAAAGUGCGAUGGUACACAAGUAUGAUUGGACUCAAGCGAACCAUACGGCCCUUGAUCCGUGUCUUGAAUGAUCAGGGCAUCACUAACUAUAUAGUCACGCGUUUUACACAAGGCAAGACGGUUCGUUGGGCACUUGGCUGGUCCUUUUUUCAACACAAGUCUAAAAAAGCAUAUCAGAUUGAAACAUGGCGUCCUGUCUAUCAAUUCGAGAUUGAGUUGCCUAAACCUAUGUUGUUUGUCUUGAAUGAGACGAAAUCUAUGUUAGAUGAUUUAGACAUUCGCUAUCAAGAGGAUGUUGAUGGGACACUACAAUGCACAGCUACUAAAAAUACAUGGUCAAGAGCAGCCCGUAGACAACGCAAACGACAAAAGACAUUAGACGAUUUAGAAGAGCCCUUUGUGUUUUCUCUUGUUAUGUCUUUUAGUGCAUCAGAAACUGAUAGUUUUCUUCAAAUCUGUUGGUUAGAGGGAGGCAACAAAGCACAAUUUGAAGCAUUUUGGUCUCACUUAAAGAAGCGUAUUGAAGAAGCUUGUGGGUUAGACAGAGGCACUCAAUUUAUUAAAGCAGUUUAAGGCAAUCUGCCUGAAAUGAAUCACCAGCCCAUCUGGCUACUUGCUUCAUGGCUUGAACCUUUUUUUCUGUAGCAUCU
Molecule: messenger RNA, 1323 nt
Organism: Gilbertella persicaria
Lineage: Eukaryota; Fungi; Mucoromycota; Mucoromycetes; Mucorales; Choanephoraceae
Exons: 3
Coding region: 5-1246 (413 amino acids)
Biological process (GO): rRNA base methylation
Cellular component (GO): nucleus
Molecular function (GO): 23S rRNA (adenine(1618)-N(6))-methyltransferase activity
Source: RefSeq, a predicted model, not a curated record